AUGGAGGACAGCCACUUCCGACACAGCGCCUCGCAUCAUCCCCAUCCCUUCCAGACUAGCUCCUACGGCCACGCCCGCGACCACUCGCUCACUGAGGGUACUACCACCGCGCUAGAGGACCAAGCUUCUCAACACAACAGUGCUUUCGACGAAGAGGGUCAACCACCCCGAUACACAGAAGAAAACGAUCCGUUCCAGCUAGCGUCGAAGCUCAAAUCAGAUGAGGAAAUCCAGGCACUGCAUCCGCUAGCCAACACAUCACGGAAACGCCAUGGACAUGGACAGGGACACGGACACGGUCAUAAUUCAACGACAAGCCCACCGCAGGCAGUGCGCUCGUCAUCGGCCCUUUCGACAGUACCGACGUUGAAGACGUUGAAGAAUGCCUCUGCGCGCAGAGAGCUGCAGGGCUUCUACCAGACGCAGAACGAGAAUAUCGAGCGGAUGCUGAAGCCCGUUGAGGACCACAGACGGGACGCACGAGAGCUGAACACCAAUAACCAGAUGAAAUAUAAGAUCGCGAUCUACGGGAGUUUCGUGGCGAAUAUUUUGCUCUCGAUUUUACAGCUAUACGGAGCUAUUGCGUCCGCGUCGCUAUCGCUGUUCACGACGAUGGCGGAUUCAGUGUUUGAUCCGUUGUCCAAUCUGACGUUGUUGCUGUGCAAUAAGACCGUGAACCGGGUUGACCCGCGCAAGUUUCCUGCUGGGAAGGCGCGGAUUGAGACGGCGGGGAAUAUUACGUUUUGCUUUUUGAUGACGGCUGUUUCGAUACUGCUGAUUGCGUUCUCGAUCAGGGAUUUGGCUGGCGGGUCGGAUAGUGAGACGGGGGAUUUCCAUCUCCCGUCUGUUAUUGCGGUUGCUGUGGCGUUUUGUACCAAGUUUGCGCUCUUCGUUUAUUGCUUUGCGCUGAGGAAUCAGGUUUCUCAGAUUCGGAUUCUUUGGGAGGAUCAUCGCAAUGAUCUGCUUAUUAAUGGCUUUGGUAUACUUACUUCUGUUGGUGGGAGUAAGCUGAGGUGGUGGAUUGAUCCGAUGGGUGCUAUUAUUCUUUCCGUCCUUAUCAGCUGUCUCUGGCUUCACACAGCCUAUCAUGAGUUCCAGCUGCUCAUUGGUGUUACUGCUGAUACGAAGAUGCAGCAGUUAAUUACUUAUAUCUCUAUGACCCAUUCCCCUCUCAUCACGGCCAUCGACACUGUCCGCGCUUACACCUCUGGUCCGCGUCUCGUUGUCGAGGUCGACAUUGUCAUGGACCCGUCUGACUCCCUGCGCGCUACGCAUGACGUUGCUGAAGAGCUGCAGACGAAACUCGAGUCUCUGCCUGAUGUUGAGCGUGCCUAUGUCCAUGUUGAUUAUGAGACCACGCAUAAGCCGGAGCAUUUCUUGAAGAAAGAACUCUAA
This is a messenger RNA of Aspergillus puulaauensis, 1395 nucleotides long. RefSeq names its product cation diffusion facilitator family transporter. The coding region runs from base 1 to 1395 and encodes 464 amino acids. The record is from RefSeq and is a predicted model, not a curated record. The transcript is spliced from 2 exons. Lineage: Eukaryota; Fungi; Ascomycota; Eurotiomycetes; Eurotiales; Aspergillaceae. Gene Ontology annotation, molecular function: monoatomic cation transmembrane transporter activity. Gene Ontology annotation, cellular component: membrane. Gene Ontology annotation, biological process: monoatomic cation transport; transmembrane transport.